GUAUUUACAUUGUACUUUGCCUCGAUUUGGUUAACGAGACACAACUUCCGGUUAAACUUACGAUUUUGGAGCGGUGGAAAAUAAUCGUAAACAUUUGUUGCCUACAAUGUAGUAAUGAAGAGUCAACACCCAGAUGCAAUUGAACAAACCAAUAUAGAACUGAGACGUUCAUCUAGGAAUGCAGCAGGCAACAAACUUUCAAGAAGACGUAAUGCGAAGUCAAAGAGUGUCCCCGAGUCUGAAAAGACCAUAAGUUUACAAAGUCAGAGUAUAGAGAUUUUGCAUAAAACUGUUUCACCAAUAAAACACCAGUUACCAGUUAUUCUUGAAUCGCCUUCAAUAUGUCAACAACAGAGUUCAAUUGGUCAACCUGCAGCAGAAAUAGCCACCCCUAAGAGCAGCAAGACUUAUUCAUUUACGGAAAACACACCAUACAAGGAGGAUUUAUUAAUCUGUUCACAGCAUUUUGACCCACAGCAAGACGUUGGUUGGGAUUGUAGAUCACCAGAUGCUGUUAACUUUUUGAGAAAAAGCAGAAGAAGGAGACAUUAUAGUGAUGUGUCCGACAUUAUUACUCAGCUCCAUGUCAAUACAGAGGAUUUACAUGAGGAAAAACCAGGAUCCAGUACAACUCCUUUGUUGGGAUUAUGGAUAAAUGAUGGAAACUGCUUUAGUAAUAACAAUCUACCAGACCCUCAACCAAACAGAGAAAGAAGAAAGAAAAAUAAAAUCAAGUCAAAGUCUGUCAAAUCUAAGAAAGGAAAUGAUGGUGCACCUGAAGCUUUGUUAGAAAAGUUACAGCAUGUUUUGGAAAAAUGUGAAGAUAAUGAAGGAAAUGAAAAGAAGGACCGUAGGAAAAGGUCACUUUCAGUGGGUGAUGAAUCCAAGGACUUAUUUGAUGAAACAUCUGCGAACAAUAACGAUAAUGACAGUUGGAGUGAUGACGAUCUCUUCGAGGAUGAUUCAUUUAUCAUUAAAGCAACUCAAAUACAGGUUGAACCAAAAUGUCAAAAAAGGAAAAUGGAAACUCGUAAAAGUGACGAACCACCUGUUAAAUUAGUGAAAUAUGUUGAAAAUCAGAAGUCAGUUCAACCUAGUCUUCCAACUGUUAAACAUGGUCUCUCAACAGCAAGAUUAACAAGGGUUACUUCUAAAGCUUCACCCUUUAAAAAACACAAGAGUUUCAAUGACAGACAUGAAUAUCAAAAAUCACAGGAGAAAAAUUACAACUAUGCUGCACAGAGUAAAGCCAGUAGACCUUUCAAUGCUACAGCGAGUGUCUUAGCAACAAAACAAAAUAAUACAAUUGUGUCAAAACAAUUUUCAACAGUUACUUCAAAACCUCCUGUUUCUUCAGCGAAAGGAAAUAGUUCAUAUAACACUUCUCAGCAAGUUAGUAAUGUUUUAUCAAAUCCGUAUAAGGCCUCUUUUCAAGUUUCUAAUAAUGUGUGUACAUCGAACUCUAAUGUUAUAAGUGUUUGUAAAGAAAAUGUUACUGCAACGACGAAAUCUUACACAUUCUAUAAUUCUAAACCAAGUUUUACUAUGGCCAAACCUGGUACUGUCAGUCAGUGUCCAACGUCAAAACAAUCAUAUAGACUAAGCAAUCCUAACCAUGGUGUAGUGCCUUCAGUAAAAUCAACUGUCUCAAGUCAAUCCUCUGUAACUUCAACACAAAGUGCAUAUAAAAUUUCAACAUGUACAUCAUUCUCAACUAGAUCUAGUUGUGUAACCACUUCAAAGCCUAUUUCAUCUGUUGCUAACUUGUCCCAUAGGAACAUUGUAAAAACAGUCACAAGCACAGAAAUUCCUGGAAAGGUGAAGGCUGCGAGUCAUACACUUUUUAAGGAAACUGCAUGUUUACAGUCUCCAAGUUCUCGUAGAACUAGUGGAGCAUUUGACACCAGUCUUUCAGAUGAUCUUCUAUGUCAACUUGUGGAACCAGAUGAAAUUUUAGACAGUCAGGUACAAGUUUGUACAGGAAGUGACAAAACUGAUCAUGUUGAUGAUGCUUUAAGUUUUUUCCAUGAUGUUCCACAGUCAAAGUCAGGAGCUGGAACUUCAAAUUUAAACAGGCAAAAGGUUCCAAAUUCCAAAAUGAUGGCUAGUCAAGCUAAAAUAAACUACGACAACAAUCAUGCAAAUUCAAGUGCUCAAAAUCUAAUGUGUUCAAAUUUAAAAACUUCAGAGGUUAGAAAAGAAACAAGUAGUGGUGCUUAUUUAUCUAGUCAAAUUUCAAAAGAUAAUUCAAAGAAAGUUGAUCAGAAAUGUUUGAAUUCUAUUAGACCUAACCAGAAAAACUAUGUGGGGGCAUGCGUAAUAGAAGAAACAAACAGCUCAUGUGCAUUGGUCAAACAAGAGCCUAUAAUUAAUCAGGACUCAAAUGCAAGGAACUUUUCAAAAACUGUGAAUACAACAACAAAAGGCCUUACUGGUGCUGUCAAGGUCAAAGUUGAAACAAAGGACAAACAUGACAAAAGUAAUGUGGUUGUGAAAAAAGAACUUAAAGAAGAACCAGCAAAAUCAUAUCAACUCAAGUCAAGAACACCAAGGAGCAAAACGAUGGCAGUAUCAUCUGCAACAGCUUAUGCAAUGGAGAAUGCCAGUGAAGAUUUGUUCAUGUCUGAUGAUGACGAAUUGUCUGAACCACAACUUUUAGCUUUGUUAGAAAAUGUAGAAUCUACCCAGUCAUGCAGUUCAACAAUGGGUAGAGGUACAUUACCAUCACGCACAGCCAUGAGUUCUGUCAAUUUUGAUAGCCACUUAGAUGAAAAGGGAGAUAAAGAAGAAACUACAGAAAAUAAGCAAACCACUUUUCCUCAAGCAGGAAAAGACUAUAAAAGUCAGUCAAAUUUAUUUAUAAGGCCAACAGCAAAUUUACAUCACACACCAAUUGGAAAUAAUUGUCAACCUCUCAAAAGUCCAUUUAAAUGUUCACCUGAGGAUAUUGAAUGGAAACGAUUGGAGGCUAUUAAACGCAAACAACAUAAAACCAACAUCGGUGAUAAACAUGAUAAAGUUGGGACGUCUGGUAUUAUCCAUUCUCUCUCAGACUUCAGUCCUAUCAAAAGCACUCCUCCUAGAGCCGGUUCUCAGCCGAUGAAAAGUCCAUUUAAAUGUUCACCAGAGGACAUUGAAAAGAAUAGACUUGAGGCUAUUAAACGUAAACAACAAAAACCACAAACAGGAAAUAAAUUAUGUACACCUUGUAAUACUCAACUUCUUCCAGAGUUUAGUCCAAUUAAAAGCAUGCCUCCUAAAUUAGCCAGUUCACAAACAGUUGGAAGUCCAUUUCAAUGUUCUCAUGAAAACAUUGAUAAGAAACAGAUGGAAGCCGUUAAUCGCAAACAAUGGAGUUCUAACAUGCAAAAUAAAAUUAGUAGCAGUCCAACUAUUUCGGAUGAAAGUCCAUUCAAAUGCUCUCCACGGACACCAAAUAAUUCACACCUUUCUCAAAGUCCAUUUAAAUGCUCGCCAGAGGAUAUCGAAAAGAAACGAUGGGCAGCAUUAAAACGUAGACAACUUAAGUUUGAUAUCUCUGGAUGCAAUACUCCACAGGCACAGGUGGUUGAAAAAACAUCAUGCGAGAACCAAAUAAACAAACACGUCGCUUACAAAUAUGGGAAUACAUGUCCUGUGUCAGCUUCUGAAUCUAAACCAGAAAGACAUGGUAGUGAAACAAGUCCAUUGAAAUAUUCACAGGAAGACAUUAAAAAUAAGAAAGAGGAAGCAUUAAGACGAUUGCAGCAGAAAUCGGCAAAAAUUGUUAAAUCAGCAGAAAGUACUGAUGAUCAAGAAAGUUCCUCUAAACACGUUUCAAAGACUCCAACAAAAACAGCCAUAGAUAAAAGUCAUUUAAAAUGUUCACCAGAUGAUAUCGAAAAGAAGCGACUAGAAGCACUUAGACGUAAACAGCUAAAAUUACAUCAGGAAACAAACACUCAAAUAGAUAAUGAAAGUCAAUGUGAUGCAAGUCCUUUUAAAUGUUCUCCCGAAGAUAUUGAACUUAAGAAACAAAAUGCUGUAAUGCGAAAGAAGUUAAAAUUUGAUAAUAUAGAUGACAAGAAAAAUCCUGAAAAGAGUUCCGAAAUAAAGGAAACAGUUGAUAACAAAAAAAUUACUAAUAAGGCUUCCGAUUUUAACAAAAUAAGUAAUAAUACUAAUGUUUUCAAAACUGCAAGUUCUCAGAAUGCGAGUCCAGUUAAAUAUUCUCUCAAAGAGGAAAUUGAGAAAAAGAAACAACUGGCUUUACAAAGAAGACUUGAAAAGAUGAAUUCUGCUAAAAACUUAAAUUCCAGUUGAUACACAAUGUAUCUUACAGUGAUUGUAGACAUCUACAGUGCUUUCAUUUGUUCAUAAAAAUUAUACAGCAUUAAUUUUGGUGAUUUAUUGUAUUAAUGAAUUUGUUUUUGUGCAUCAUAGUUUUAAUAUAUCCAUCAGAAUGGAUGUUAUGUUAUACCAUUGUAGCUAUGCAUUUCUGUCAGAAAUGAUUUUACAUAAAACUUUUUGCUUGAAAAAUGUCAAAGUUGAAAUUUAAUUAACUUGUAUUGUGUUUUUGUUGAUGUCAUCAUUAGGAUAAAUUUGCUUAUGUUAAUAAUUUUGUAAACUGAUGUUUCUUGGUCAAACUCCCGUAGCAUAUUGUAUUAUUAAAUUGGUGCAUCUCUAUUUUUUAGGGGUUAUCCUAUACAAUUUUCAUUGCUUAGUUUUGCAAAACUUUGCAUGAAUUCUUUUCAUAAUUAGUUAAAUUUUGUUUGGAACUACCAGUUCAUAAGGGAAUGCAUUUUUACAAAUGUUGCUAAAAAAUUAACAAUAAUAUGUAUUUUUAGACAUUUUUUUGAAUAUUUGGCUGCAUGUGUAAGCCAAAAAAGUGUCCUAUGAAACUGUGUCCUCUAGAACAUUAUUUCACAGUUCAUCUGUAAAAUUUUGUUCAUGGGACAGUAUAUCACAUUUGUACACCAUAAAAUAGUGUCUCCCUUAGUGAAAAAUUGUCCCUAGUACUAGUAUUUUUUGGAUUAA
Mytilus trossulus (common blue mussel) is the source of this 5016-nucleotide messenger RNA. RefSeq lists its product as uncharacterized. Bases 115 to 4302 code for a protein of 1395 amino acids. The transcript is spliced from 10 exons. The record is from RefSeq and is a predicted model, not a curated record. Lineage: Eukaryota; Metazoa; Mollusca; Bivalvia; Mytilida; Mytilidae.